CAAAUAUCGAAAAGGAAUCUUUUCUGUUUCACCUACACAUAAGCUUGAUUUAUUCCCGCCAACAUGCAAAAUCAGCGAGCCAAAACUAGGGUUUGUGAAUUUUCACUCAGAGUCACAAGCACAAACCGAAACCACAACUUAUCAGUAGCAGUGGUGUCAGACUAACAGCUGAACCAUUUCCAUGGCGGAGCUUACUCAGAUCGCCGAUCUUCUCAACCAGACACUCAGCCCCGAUGCCAACGCCGUUCGUGCCGCCACCGAUGCUCUCGAUCGACUCUGCCUCACUUCUAACUUCCCCUUCUACCUCCUUUCAAUUUCAACUCGAGGAGAAGAUCAAGGUCAGAAGGUUGCUGCUGCUACUUACCUGAAGAAUUUCACGCGCCGGAACAUGGAUAGCAGUAGCGCGGCCACGAUUUCUAGUGUCGGCAAGGAGUUCAAGGAGCAGCUGAUGCAAGCUCUGCUUCAGGCCGAGUUCCACAUUCUGAAGAUUUUGGUUGAAGUGUUCCAGUCGGUUGCGGUUGCUGAGUUUGUUAAGCAGAAUUCGUGGCCGGAGCUUGUGCCUUAUCUGCAGUCUGCUAUUCAGAAUAGCAAUCUCAUCAAUGGUUCAAGCUCUGCAUGUAGCACAGUCAAUGCACUUGUAGUUCUUCAUGCUCUUCUUAGACCUUUUCAGUAUUUUUUGAAUCCUAAAGUACCAAAGGAGCCUGUACCACUGCAGCUGGAGCUUAUAGCGAAAGAAAUUCUUGUGCCUUUGCUUUCUAUAUUUCAUCAGUUUGUUGGAAAGGCUUUAGCUACCCUUGACAGAGCAGAAAUAGAAACUGAGAAAGUUCUUCUCACUGUAUGCAAAUGCCUACAUUUUGCAGUAAAGUCUUACAUGCCACCGACUUUAAUUCCUCUUCUUCCUUCAUUCUGUUGUGACCUGAUUGCCAUUCUGGGUUCGUUGAGAUUUGAUGAUCUGGUAGCUGAAGAAGAUGUAUAUUUCACAAGAUUGAAGACUGGAAAAAGAAGUCUGCUUAUUUUUUCUGCACUUGUCACUAGGCACAGAAAACAUUCUGAUAAGUUGAUGCCACAAAUGAUAAGUUGUGUUCUUAACAUUGUCAAAUAUAGCAAAAAUACCAGUAAACUUCCUUUCCUGUCUGAGAGGGUUCUUUCUUUAGGUUUUGAUGUAAUUUCAAAUGUACUGGAGACUGGACCGGGAUGGCGGUUAGUUUCUCCACAUUUUACAACUCUAUUGGAAUCUGCAAUUUUUCCAGCAUUAGUAAUGAAUGAGAAGGAUAUAUCAGAGUGGGAAGAAGACGCAGAUGAGUAUAUACGGAAGAAUCUUCCUUCAGAUAUUGACGAAAUUUCUGGAUGGAGAGAUGAUUUAUUCACUGCCAGAAAAAGUGCAAUAAACUUGCUUGGUGUAAUCUCGAUGUCAAAGGGGCCACCUACGGAGAGUGCUGCUGAUGCUUUAUCAGCUUCAGCCAAGCGUAAGAAAGGCCAAAAGAACAAAAAAAGCAAUCAACGGCGCUCCAUGGGGGAGUUGUUGGUGCUUCCAUUCUUGUCGUUGCAUCAUUACUUUGGUGUUCUGAUGGCAUAUGGUGGCCUACAAGAUUUUCUGAGGGAGCAAGAACCUGGAUAUGUAACAGCUCUGCUUCGCACAAGGAUUUUGCCACUGUAUGCAACAGCUGCCUUGGUGCCAUACCUGGUUGCAAGUGCAAACUGGGUACUAGGAGAACUAGGCUCCUGUCUACCUGAAGAGAUGAGCGCUGAUGUAUAUUCUCAAUUGCUUAUGGCAUUGGUCAUGCCAGAUAAGCAGGAUAUGUCUUGCUACCCUGUCCGGAUUUCUUCUGCUGGGGCAAUUACGACACUACUUGAUAAUGAAUACAUGCCCCCUGAUUUUCUACCUCUAGUUCAAGUAAUCAUUGGCAACAUUGGAAAUGAUGAGAGUGAGAGCUCCAUCUUAUUACAACUUCUCAGUUCUGUCAUGGAAGCUGGAGAUGAGGAAUUAGCUAUCCAUAUCCCACAUAUUGUCUCAUCAUUAGUUGGUCCCAUCUCAAAGUGGUUAAUACCUAAUCCGGAGCCUUGGCCUCAAGUGGUUGAGCGUGCAAUUGCUGCUCUAGCAGUUAUUGGUCAGACUUGGGAGGACUGCAGACGUGAAGAAUCUGAGUCAAUUGAUUCUACUGAGGAUCAACAGGAUCAGCAUUCUCCCCCUUCAUCAUGCAUAGAAGAUUCCUCAACUAUGCUAAAGUCUGUCAUGCUUUCUAUUAAUGGAAAUGACAUGAUUGAAGAGCUUAAAGUGUCAGAGCUGCUGUUGGUUUGGGCUGAAAUGAUUGCAGAGUGGCAUGCAUGGGAAGAAUCAGAGGAUUUGUCCAUUUUUGAUGUGAUUAAGGAAGCUGUGUAUUUAGCUCGUAAGUAUAGGCUGAAAAACUUCAUUGUGAAAGAUAUGCCAUCUCCUCCAGCUCCCCCUGUGCCUGAACGUUCAAUCAUAGAAGGCAUUGGCACUUUCAUCAGCGAGGCCAUUAAGCAAUAUCCAUCUGCAACAUUGAGAGCUUGUUCAUGUGUGCAUAUAUUACUACAUUGUCCAAGCUACUCACUUGAAACUGAAGGUGUAAAGCAGUCAUUGGCUACUUCUUUUAGUCGAGCAGCCUUCUCUCGCUUUAGAGAAGUUAAGGGCAACCCUGGUUCACUUUGGAAGCCUCUAUUGCUUGCUAUAUCUUCAUGCUAUUUGUGUUAUCCCGAUAUUGUUGAAGGUGUUCUGGAGAAGAGUGAAGAGGGAGGCCUCAAAAUUUGGGCAUCUUCUUUGUGUCAUCUAUCCAAUAGCUCCUUUGAGGCAGGUCUGACAGCCGAGUCCGAGAUGAAGUUGAUUGUGAUGACGCUGGCCCAAUUGAUUGAGCAACUACUGAGAAAAGGGAAGUCAGGUGUUGAUUCAAUUCAAAGCUGCUUUACUUUUCUGUUGGAAGUAUUUAUACGACUGAAAGAGGUGCGUGACGGGAAAGAAGAUGACCCAGAGGAAGAAGUGGCUGAAAAUGAUGAGGAAAACAAUGAGGAUGAGGCCAGUGAUGAUGAUGACUCUGAAGAUUAUGAUGAGGACUCUGACGAUGAGGAAUACGAAGAAACAGAAGAAGAAUUUCUUGAUAGGUAUGCUAAAGCUGCUGAGGCAUUAGAAAAUGGUUCAACUAUUGAAGAGGGGGAUGAUGAAGAUCAAGAAGUGGAGAUGGAAUUAGGUCCAUUAGGUGAUGUUGAUGAGCACGACAUUGUGUUAUCCUUGAUAGACAAAUAUCGGCAUAUACUCAUAGAUGGACAAAGUUUUCCCUCGAAUGUGAUCGUGAAUUUUCUGAAUGCCUUCCCCGAAUUUAGUUUGUAUUUCCAGCAAUAUAGAUAACUGGGAUAAGUAUGGUUUGUAUCAUGUAUUGCUGUUGUGUGUAAAUGAGUUUCUUCUUAAGAAAAGUCAGGGUUUUGAACUGUGUUGUAUAAAAUACGUUACAAUUUUAUUUAUAUUAUUAUUCGUAUAAUUAUUCCUUUAACUGGGGAAAAGGGCAGCGGGAUAUUUACCAUGUCCAGAUUUGAGAGUCGAAGCAUCCAGCAAUUGGAAAACGUAUAUUAUUGAAGAAAAUUUCCUCUUUUGUGUA
Messenger RNA from Arachis ipaensis, 3608 nucleotides. Lineage: Eukaryota; Viridiplantae; Streptophyta; Magnoliopsida; Fabales; Fabaceae. The record is from RefSeq and is a predicted model, not a curated record.